Molecule: messenger RNA, 234 nt
Organism: Schistosoma turkestanicum
Lineage: Eukaryota; Metazoa; Platyhelminthes; Trematoda; Strigeidida; Schistosomatidae
Source: the annotation of a GenBank genome assembly
AUGACUGUUGCUGUCCCAGGAGAAAGUGCUAGAGAGAAAGCACUUAGCUACUAUCGACGUAAACUUGUGGAACAUAGAGGAAUAGAUGCAAGACUAAAAGAAGGUAAUAAUUUUCACCAUAUUAUUCUUCAAAAACUAGCUCGAGAGAAAUCCAAGGCGAUUUCCAAAGAGUACGAUAAAGCUGAGAAUGAUUUAAAGGCUCUACAAAGUGUUGGGCAGUGGGUGAUGUUUUGA